GUUGGUGUCCAAAGUUCUGGUAUAGAAUAUUUUCAAGAAAGUAUAGGAUUAGAGAUCGCUACUCAUAUUAGUGUUGGUAAGUAUAAAAGUGCUCAGAAUGGUAAUAUAAUAGAGAAUGAUAUAAUUUACACAGAAGAACAAGUUGGUGGCCAAAGUUCUG
This is a messenger RNA of Racocetra fulgida, 160 nucleotides long. NCBI's taxonomy places the organism in Eukaryota, Fungi, Glomeromycota, Glomeromycetes, Diversisporales, Gigasporaceae. The record is from the annotation of a GenBank genome assembly.